Messenger RNA from Raphanus sativus (radish), 561 nucleotides. Its product is annotated as RING-H2 finger protein ATL72-like. The transcript has a single exon. Lineage: Eukaryota; Viridiplantae; Streptophyta; Magnoliopsida; Brassicales; Brassicaceae. The record is from RefSeq and is a predicted model, not a curated record. The coding region runs from base 1 to 561 and encodes 186 amino acids.
AUGACCAAGCCAUCUUGGGAAGUCGAUCACGUGAUCGUUCCAGCCAUAUCAUCUCCAAAGAGGAUGAUCACCAUGAAGAUAGAGAGACGGAAUACAUGUCAGACGGAAAUUGUGAUAUCCGUUGAUAUGAAUAGGGCAGGUAAUGGCCACUUGGACUAUGCAACAAAUAAAAAUAUGGAAUACUUUCUUUUGUACCACGAGAUUGAUUAUGAUUCAGCGAUAGAGAUUAUCGAGGCCACUUCCAAAUAUGUCGCGGACAAUUUUCCGGCAGUGCCUAAUCCCGCGGGAACGGAUCUUACUAUAAUUGUUAAGAUAACUGAUUUUAAUGAAGACGCUUUCCGCAGAAUCGAUCUCGACGUCUACAUGAUCGAGCUCGGCGAAAACCGAAGAGGACCCAUCCCCAGUGAAGAGUAUGAUGAAUGCUCGGUUUGCUUUGAAGAGUUCGGGACUGGUGGAGAGCUUAACACUUUAGUUUGUGGACAUUCUUUCCAUCAUCACUGCGUUUUGGAAUGGGUUCAAAACAACUUGACAUGUCCAUGUUGUAGGGUAGGACUUGCUUAG